ACAAGCACUUCACAAUCUCCCCUUGUUCCUCCACUUUGGGCAUUUCAAGCAAGGCUCUCUUGGCAAGCGGCCGUGUGAGUCAGCACCCGGACUCAGUUGCAGAGCUCCGUUAGAUUUGUCGGCAUCGGAUUUCCAGAAACUCAAAACUUUUAACAUUCCAAGUCUUUUUCGUCAUUUUAUUUUCGGUUCUCUGAACAAAGAAAACUGUUCUUCAUUUUUUUUCUGUAAUUUUUUUGUUUUUACAAUUAGCUCUCCAUACUGAGAGCAUCACAUAUUUUUGGAUUCUGCUCAGUGACUGUUUAGACAAUGAAGUGCUUUGCUGCUCUGAGCUUGUGGAGAGGCAUUGCUGUGGUUUUGGCCAUUGUAAUGUUCUCUGUGAGCAGUGCCUCAGAGUAUGAGUACCUGAGCUGGAAGUCGGACCUGUACAACAGCGGGCGCAUCUAUGACAAGCCGCCUGAGUGUGUGGACAUCCCUGAAGACCUGAAACUCUGCCACAACGUUGGCUACGACCAGAUGCUGCUGCCCAAUUUGCUGGAGCACGAGACCAUGUCUGAGGUGAAACAACAGGCUGGGAGCUGGGUGCCUUUAGUGCACAAAAACUGCCACCCCAGCACCCAAGUCUUUCUCUGUUCCCUGUUUGCCCCUGUGUGCAUGGAGAGGCCCAUCUACCCUUGUCGCUGGCUGUGCGAGAACGUGCGAGAUGCCUGCACCCCAAUCAUGGAGUCAUUUGGCUUCCCCUGGCCCGAGAUGCUCACCUGUGACAAGUUCCCCUUGGGCGACGUGUGUAUCAGCACUCCCAAUGCUACAGAAGCCUCAAAGCCUUUAGGUUUCUCUCCUGUCUGCCCUCCCUGUGACGACGAGAUGAAGGCAGAUGCCAUUUUGGACCACUUGUGUGCUAGUGAAUUUGCCAUCAAGACCAAAAUCAAGGAGGUCAAAAGGGAACAAAUGGACCGAAAAGUGAUCCUGCAGAAGAGGAAGAAGGUACUGAAACGAACCACCCUUAAGAAUAAGGACUUAAAGAAACUCGUGCUGUACCUGAAGAAUGGAGCAGACUGCCCGUGUCAGCAGCUGGACAACCUGGGAAGCACGUAUCUGAUCAUGGGCCGUAAGGUGGACAAGCAGUACCUCCUGACGGGCAUUCACAAAUGGGACAAAUCCAGCAAGGAGUUCAAAAAGACCAUGAAGAAACUCAAGACCCACAAAUGCCCAGCUUUUGAGAAUGUUUUCAAAUAAUCUUUUUUUUGUUUUGUUUUGUUUUGUUUUGUUUCUUUUGCAUCUCAUUAUACACAUGAACUUGCACAACCAAGCAACCCAGAAUAUUGCCUAUAUUUUCAUUGUUUAUAUAAAUAUAUAUAUUUCUAUGUGCAUUUACAGAUUUACCAUUGUAGUGAGUCCCUCACUGUUUUUGCCAUGGGGCUCUGCUGGUGUAUAACUGGUGACUUUGAAAGAAAGAAAAUGGAUUAGGUUCCUGAAGUAUCAAACAUAAUAGAUCACUUAUGUACAUAACCACAUACAUGUCCAGAGAAUGUUAUAAGAAGAGAGCCAUCACCACAGAAUCUUGAUUUCUCUUACAAUUUUUCCUUGAGGCAUCAACUGAUCGUCAUGGUCACCAGAAGUGGAAUGGAAUGGUAUAGGUCAUUGCACAUACACACAGACAUUUAUAUUAGUUCCAUUUUUCAAUAACAUAUCACUGUUACUUAAGACUCUGUUACAUAAAACAUACAUGCAAGUUGAGGUGAUAACAAUGUUGUAAACAUGCUCUGAAUUACUGUUCUCUGUGAAGUAGUCUCAAGGAAGUCCAUCUUUCCAUUGAUGUUAUUGUGGGUUUAUGAUAGCUCAUAUUUUAGGGUAAAUCAAAUUAGACCAAACACACAUGAUAUAUUUCUUUAUUUCAUUUUUUAGAUUUAGCACAUCUGAUAAAAGAGCUCCAGCAAGCAAUCAAAUAAUGAAUACUGCAGUAGUGUGCAUUCACAUUCUUGAAACAGGUCAGUUGAAUAUUAAGCAGAUCUUUUUUUUACCUUCACUUUCAGUAUAAGCCCAUACAUAGUUUGUUUGAUAGCUGGUCUGGAAAGUGAAUGUCAGAUAUGCCAGUUUCAUUCCUUGGCCACAUUCAGUGUUGUGUGAACAUUACUCGAGACAUCACAAAUGUACCGAUGUGCAUAUACUGUCUUACGGCACUCAAACAUGUCUGUACAGUCUAAAUGUUAAAUCUCUUUCCAAGAUUAAACCAUCUUCCUGUAGCCUUAAAUGUAA
This is a messenger RNA of Clupea harengus (Atlantic herring), 2253 nucleotides long. RefSeq names its product secreted frizzled-related protein 1a (gene sfrp1a). Gene Ontology annotation, molecular function: Wnt-protein binding. NCBI's taxonomy places the organism in Eukaryota, Metazoa, Chordata, Actinopteri, Clupeiformes, Clupeidae. The record is from RefSeq and is a predicted model, not a curated record. Gene Ontology annotation, biological process: canonical Wnt signaling pathway; non-canonical Wnt signaling pathway.